UAACAUAUAGUACAUGGGUCCUGCUCACUUUGUCCUUGGUUUGGUAGUUAUCAGUACUGGUGAUUAUCAGUAAGGGUCAUUUUUCAGUCUGCGGUUCACUAAAUGCGUAAGCUAAAUUGUAUGAAUAAGGGGAAGUGUCAUAUCUGUAUUGUGAUGUAACAUCCAGGAGGAAGAAAUAUUUCUCGGCCUCAGCAAAAUGUCAGAAAUAUGCAGUCAGGCCUCCCCCCACGGACCUGACAUGUGAUCGCACUCCUGCUCACCGUCCACCUCCUUCCACACUGCUUGUCUCAUAUAAGAUAAGGGCUCCACCAUGACUCAUGGCGAUGAAUGCUGCACAACAGCAGAAGAUGGAGCCGAGAGCGCCCAGCAGCAGCCUCUCAUUCUGGAAAGGGUGGAAAAACAAACAGCCAAAAGCUGGCAAACCGUUGUGUCACAUCGUCUAAAGAAACACUGCUCGUGCACCCCAAAGAAAGCUAAAUCCAAAAUACUGGGCUUCGUCCCGAUCCUGAAGUGGCUGCCGCGCUACCAGCUCAGGGAAUGGUUGCUGGGCGAUGUCAUGUCAGGGCUGAUUGUCGGGGUCCUAUUGGUCCCGCAGUCCAUAGCAUACUCCUUAUUGGCCAGUCAGGACCCCAUAUAUGGUCUCUAUACUUCUUUCUUCGCCUCCAUCAUCUAUACCCUCUUAGGCACUUCUAGACACAUCUCAGUGGGGAUCUUUGGGGUGCUGUGCCUGCUUGUGGGUCAGGUGGUGGAUAGAGAGUUAGCUUUGGCAGGAUACCUCACAGAAAGCGACAGCAUCAGUAGUAACGAUACUGCCAUCCUGCUGGCUGGCCAGGGGAAUGGCAGUUUGGGGGUGGUCUGUGACAGAAGCUGCUAUGCAAUCACAGUUGGAGCUACAGUUACAUUCACUGCUGGAGUUUACCAGGUGCUAAUGGGUGUUCUGCAGGUAGGCUUCGUCUCAGUCUACCUCUCCGACUCCCUACUUAGUGGCUUCGCUACAGGAGCCUCCCUCACCAUCCUCACAUCCCAGUUCAAAUACGUUCUGGGCCUGAAGAUCCCCAGGCCCCAGGGCUGGUUCACUCUGUUUAAGACCUGGUACAGUCUGCUCACCAACCUGGAAAACACCAACAUGUGUGACCUGGUGACCAGUUUGGUGUGUUUGUUGAUACUGUUGCCUACCAAGGAGCUCAACGAUCGCUUCAAAGCCAAGCUAAAGGCUCCAAUUCCCUUCGAACUCUUUGUGGUUGUAAUUGCGACGCUGGCUUCUCACUUCGGCCACUUCAACACCGACUAUGGGUCUGGCGUGGCUGGUAACAUCCCCACAGGCUUCCUCCCUCCACAGCUGCCGUUGUGGACUCUGAUCCCCAAUGUGGCUGUUGAUGCCUUCUCCAUUGCCAUCGUGGGAUUCGCCAUCACCGUCUCACUGUCAGAGAUGUUUGCCAAGAAGCACGGCUACACAGUGGACGCCAACCAGGAGAUGUACGCCAUCGGCUUCUGCAACAUCCUGCCAUCGUUCUUCCGCUGCUUCACCACCAGUGCUGCGCUAACUAAGACCCUCGUCAAGGAGUCGACAGGGUGCCAGACUCAGAUAUCCGGGCUGGUCAGCGCCCUCGUCCUUCUGCUGGUGCUGCUGGUUAUUGCACCACUCUUCUACUCCCUUCAAAAAUGCGUAUUAGCCGUCAUCAUCCUGGUUAACCUUCGCGGAGCCUUACGAAAGUUCGUCGACAUUCCCAGCAUGUGGCGCGUCAACCGUAUCGAUACCGCCAUCUGGCUGAUCACCAUGGCAACCUCGGCGCUGGUCAACACGGAGCUAGGUCUGCUCGUGGGGGUGUUGGUGUCAGCCCUCUGCGUCCUGGGCCGAACUCAGCAAGCCCAGGUCCUGGAGCUUGGCCGGGCUACAACCAGGGAGCAUUAUGAGGACCUGUCGUCUUACCGCGGCCUUCGGACACAACCCGGGGUGGCUGUUUUUAGAUACGAUGCUCCAAUCUAUUACGCCAACCAGAGCUUGUUCAAAAGAUCUCUCUACAAGUGUGUAGGGCUUGAUCCAGUGAAGGAGAAAACCCGGGUAAUGAAGUUCAAGAAGAACAAACAGCAGGAAGAAGUAGCAGGAGUCCCAAACAUGAACUCAGCGGAGGGUGCAGGUAAACAGGAAGAGGUUGAAGCUGGUGCGACUGUAACCUUGAUGCUCAACAACAAAUCCUCACGUGGCUUACGCAGCUUGGUGAUCGACUGCAGCGCCAUCUCGUUUCUAGAUACAGCUGGAGUGAACGCUCUGAAAGAGGUCCGCAAAGAUUAUGCAGAACUUGGGAUCAAGGUGGUCCUGGCCCAGUGUAACACCUCAGUGCUGGACGCACUGGAAAAAGGGGGAUACUACCCCGAGAAAAAAGGAUGUGACCAAAUCAUAUUCUUCACCAUCGCAGACGCCGUCAGCUACGUCCAGAGCCUCUCCGCUCCUCACGGAGAUCAUGAUAGCAAAUGCUAAAAAGAUCUAUCUACCAAAUGUAUCUGUUUACACGUAUGCAGCUGUGCAAAUCGCACAACACAAAAGAAAAGUAAUUGUUGCCUCUGUGCCUUGUACUGCUUACAGUGAUUGCUGAAGUGCCCACAUCGAUCCGACAGAACUGCUGCAGACAAUCCUUUAUUUAAUAGUUUCAGCAUAUUAAAUGCUCAACAGUUUGAAGUCUUCCUCAGAGAAAUGGAGCCAAAGAUAUUUCUACACCCAGAUGAGCAGUCACCCAGCAAUACUACAUACACAGGAUUAUUUAGAGUCACAGCCUAACUCCAUUUAAAACCGUACCUAAUGUAGAGGUACAAUAGCAGUUUAUUUUCUAAAUCUACUGUAUAACAGUGUAUCAAGGCUUUAAUUGCACUAUUAAUGUCCCUACAAUUGAGUCACAAGCAGACUGAGUUAUUUAACAGCGAGGACCAUAGUUAGCUAAAUAUAUUAUAUUGUCCACACGUUGCACUCCUGGUGGAAAAGAGAACUUAGUGGAUUCCUUGGUGCAGAUCUUGUGUUGUUGGUUGGGAUAUGUGCAAAAGAGUGAGAAGAAAUGUUUUAAGGGAACUCUGUAUCAGAGUUUCAGUUUAGUUUGACACAAGAAAUCAUUUGAAGGUCUUCAUUCUUAAAUACAAUGUAUGUAGCUUUUGUGAUGACAACUCACAGAUCAGAGAAUGUACUGUAACUAACUGUAAUACCAGAGAAUGAGGUGAAGUUUCUUUGUCCUGUGGGAGACUUGCUCAUGUUUACAAAGCCAUAUAGCAGUAAAUGAACAUGUGCAGACAGGCAGAACUUCUGUUUACUUUCCAUUGUGCAGCCUUCAUGUUUCCAAAGUGCAGAGCCUGCAUCGUACACAUGUAUACACUGUGAAUGUGUUCCUAUCGGGCCCUUUGAGAUACGACUGCCAGUUACCUUGAACUGUUGCAACUGGACACCAAACCGCACUAAUCUCUCAUGACUCUCAAUCUUCUUGUUACCAUAACUUUUUCUUUUCCUUUAACAGUUCCGUCAGUUAUUUCAGAAGAUCAUUGGUCGUGUUUUUGAAGUGGAGGAACUCAUUUUGGAACAAAUCUCAGCUCUGGAUUUAUUAUAACCUGGCAGGCCUAUACUGAAUGUGUCACUUUGAUAAAGUACUUUAUGUUUAUCUACAAUACAUGUCUGCUGAGGGUGACAAUAAUACCCACUGUUGCAACAGAUUGGUAAAUACACGAUUGUCAGCUCGUUGAUGAAUGGGAGCAAAGUUUGAGUUCAAGAACAACUAGUGCAGUGAAUGCCACGUGAGAUUAAUACACACUGCCUCAAGUGUGUCUGUUGAAUAAUGGAAGAGAUCGGCUCAUCAAACCACAAGCCAGUUUAUUUAUGAAAUAAAUGAUAAGUCAUUAUCGUUUAAAGGAUGGAGGUCCAAUCAUUUCUAUUUGUGUAACACAGGAAUGCUCAGGCUACAUGAAGGGUGCACACAAUGCUUUGUGUUCAGUAACUGAAUAUAAACUAGACUUUUGUUUGUCUUUAUCGGGCUCCUUUAAUCCCCAAACAUUACAGGAGAAAAGAUGUCCGUGUCUGAAAGGGCCUCGGUCUUUGCUGCAGGGUGUAUGAGGUUCGGAGGAGCAGAGUUAUAAGCACAGGCUGAAUACUGUUACAGGUGGUCCGAGUGGAGGCAGUCCAGGUCUAUAACAGUCCUCACUAAAGCCUUUCUGGACACUGAGGUUUCUCUUUAAAUUCUAAGUGCUUAACAUUCAUGUCUUAUGUAAAACACUUGUUGAAAAGUGCUUCAGAAAUCAACCUGCCUUUCCGUUCUGUUCACACACAAACUCAAAGGGAGAACGACCAGCUGGGGAUAAACUCAGAUCUGUGUUCGUAGCUUUAGUUGUUUCUGCCACCAGACUUGGUGCAUUAAACACAUUAUUUUAAGUAUAUACUUAUAUAUACAGUUCAAAUUCACAACCAUUUUCUUUCAUAAAGUUGUGACAUGUAACAUGUAUGACAUUUCAAUAAAACAAUCAUAUUUCUUUC
Molecule: messenger RNA, 4504 nt
Organism: Cottoperca gobio
Lineage: Eukaryota; Metazoa; Chordata; Actinopteri; Perciformes; Bovichtidae
Gene: slc26a2
Product: solute carrier family 26 member 2
Biological process (GO): sulfate transmembrane transport
Cellular component (GO): membrane
Molecular function (GO): secondary active sulfate transmembrane transporter activity
Source: RefSeq, a predicted model, not a curated record